Messenger RNA from Daldinia loculata, 604 nucleotides. RefSeq lists its product as uncharacterized. The transcript has a single exon. The record is from RefSeq and is a predicted model, not a curated record. The coding region runs from base 36 to 434 and encodes 132 amino acids. Lineage: Eukaryota; Fungi; Ascomycota; Sordariomycetes; Xylariales; Hypoxylaceae.
CUGUCAUAAUUGCAUUUUGAUUGUACCGCGUACCGAUGUUCCAUGUUCCAUGUUCCAUGUCCAAUGUCCAAUGUCCAAUGUUCCAGCCCGAAGUUUUCCAAGUUAUUUACUGCACUUACGCCAAACCUCUUCUUCUGGUUGCGUUUUUAACUUAUUAUACACUACUUCUUCUUCUUUUUCCCAUUCCGUCAACUCGGAAGUUUGCAGUAGGAAUCCUGCAAUUUUUCGCCCUCGUUGCGACUCGUUUACUAUUGUAUUCUUCAUAUCUCUUCCAUCUUCUGUUUGUUUCUUUUUCUUCUAAGCUUGUAUUUCACUUGUGGUUCUUGUGGCGACCACCUAUCAUCUCAAAAUCCCAUCGUUCCCACUUUACUGUUAGCUGCGUUACUUUCGUUGUUGGCCUGUGGUUCGAGAACGCCACACCAAACGAACAGUGACAACGAGCAUAAUUGAGACUCGAUUGCUUUACACGAAUUAUACAAGGACAAAUUACGACCCAUAACAUACCCUGCUGGUGCUGCAGACAGUCAACUAAUUUUCGUCAUUUUUGUUGUGCCGCACCCCCUCUCAUUUCUUACGUGCAUCAAAGUUGACCGUUGACCGUUGA